Messenger RNA from Austrofundulus limnaeus, 1357 nucleotides. It is a transcript of the gene il1b, whose product is annotated as interleukin 1, beta. Gene Ontology annotation, biological process: immune response; neutrophil activation; regulation of non-canonical NF-kappaB signal transduction. NCBI's taxonomy places the organism in Eukaryota, Metazoa, Chordata, Actinopteri, Cyprinodontiformes, Rivulidae. The transcript is spliced from 7 exons. The coding region runs from base 303 to 1085 and encodes 260 amino acids. The record is from RefSeq and is a predicted model, not a curated record. Gene Ontology annotation, molecular function: cytokine activity.
ACUUUGGCUCUAAGGGUCUCAAUUAUCACCUAAUGUUUUUGUUUUUGUUUGUUCAUCUUUUGUGUUUAUUUCUUAAGUGUCACUGUUCCAGUGGUUUCCUCUGUUCCUGCCCCACCCACCCUCACCUGUUCCUGUUUGUCUCACAGACAGGAAACCACACAGAGAGAAAUUUGAACUUUAAAAGGAAGUGAUGCUGCUGCUUGAAACCAGACGAGAGUGUCAGCUCAGCGCGAGGUGGUCGUUCCCUUUCAAGCUCAGAAAGAAAAGCAUCUCUCAGCUAAUAUUUCAUCCUCUUCCUCUGCAUGAUGGGAGACUUAGAUCUGCUUCAGGCCAUUGACUGCUCACCUGAGAACGAACUUUUGCUGUUAGUCACGCCUGUGCAGGAUUCGCUUGACGGGGGUCUGCAGCCGGGGGUCCCCUGCAAACGGAGCAUGAAGUGUGUGGCUAACCUGGUGCUGGUGGUGAACAGACUGAGCAAAGAUCUCACCUGUUUUGCUUCUGACCUGAGAGAAGACAAGCUCUGCAGUGCCAUCAUGGACUGUGUGAUAGAAGAAAUAGUUGUGAAGACUGAGAGAAGCAACUACAGCCGUGAGAAGAAAGUCAUCUUCAAACGUUCCAGCAGUGUGAGUAAGUUCAUCCUGCGGGACACCUUCCACAAAGAUUUCACUUGGAACUCAGGAAAGCUGAAGCUGCAGGCCAUCACUCUGAGGGACAGGUUCCGAGACCACAGAGUGACGUUUGAUAUGUUCAAAUACCACCCCACCCACGACUCUGAUGAAGGCGGGUUGACUGUUCUCAUGUCAGUGGGUGAAGGCAUGCACUUCUCCUGCUCCAUGUCUGCAGACAAACCUGAGCUCCAGCUGGAGGAAUGCAGUUUGGAGAGUUUAAAAGAGAUUUGUGAGGAUGAAAACACCAAUCGCUUCCUGUUCACCAGGAAAACGGAAGGAGUGUCUCUGACCACGUUCGAGUCUGUGAAGUACCCGGGCUGGUUCAUCAGCACCUCCUAUGAUGGGACCAACAAUUCGGUGGAGAUGUGUCAGGAAACUGAUGGACGGGUCAGAAGUUUCAGGUUGAGUCAACCAUAGAUAUGUACAGGAGAUACCUUACGGACUGGCAUGGCCUAUUGAAGCGGACGCUUCAGUGCGGCCGCCAUCUUGGAUGGGUACCUCUCGCGCUCCCAGCACAUUUACUUAUACUGAGAAAGGUGUUCAUUCAACUAAAAUAAUCGCAACUCCAUGAUUUUUUUUCACAUGAUUUGGUUUGUUACAAACAGCAGAGAUGUAGUUAUGUUAUUGGACACAGUCACACAAUAAAAAUAAGAGCUUUCAUGCUGAAAUACUUUUAUUGUUAUCUUAAA